AGCGAACCAGACAGUCAGGCGUUGGCAGCGGUGGUGUGUGUACGUGUGUGUAGACCUUCCCCCACACGCACACUCACACGCACACACACACGCACACGUACACACACAUACAAACAGAAGGAAGGAAGGAGAGAACAGGAAAUUAUAAGCAAGAAAUCAAGAAAAUAAUAUAGAGAUUAAGAAAGUGUGUCCUCGUAUAAGAAAAUUAAAUUGUUUCUUAUCUGCGUCUCAAGAUAAUUAAGAUAAGUGAAUUUGCGAGCCUCUGAAGUUACUUAAAUGAACCUAGAACAAGAUACAGAACCCGUUAAGUAAUUCCUCGAACUUUGAAAAAUAAAGAUAAAAAAACAAUAACGAAAACAAGAGUGAUUUAAAAGGUUCUUGACGUUAAUGAAGAAUAGAAGAAGUUAAUAGACAAGAUAGAUUUAAUAAUAGACAAAGUAAGAAAUUGAUAGAGAAAAGGAAAAGAGAAAUUAGAACAAGGAGGAAAAUAAUGAGUUUGUGGAUACUGAAAUAAAGUUAAUAAAUGUGUUAGAAGAAGAAGAAGAGGAAGAAGAAGAGGAAGAAGAGGAGAAGAAGGAAGGAAGAGAAGAAGAAAGAGAGGAAGAAGAGGAAAGAAAAAAUCAGAACAGGAAGAAAAAAGUGAAUUUGUGAAUAGCGAAAAAAAAUAAUAAAAGAAGAAGAAGAAGAAGAAGAAGAAGAAGAAGAAGAAGAAGAAGAAGAAGAAGAAGAAGAAGAAAAAGAAGAAUAAAAGAGAAAAUUAAUAAAAAAUAAUAAAGAAAUAAAAUAGUUUGACCCAAAAACGGAGUCUGGGGUGCGUUACUUCACUCACCCGGACGGUUUUUUCCUCCUUGAUCCUUUCUCUCUCUCUCUCUCUCUCUCUCUCUCUCUCUCUCUCUCUGAAAUAAAGAAAAAAAAAAAAGAAAACAACAAAAACAAGAGGAAGAAGAGGAAGGAAAGAGGAAAUAAGAGGCAAAAGUGAAUAGAGAGGAAGAAGAAGAGGAAGAAGAAGAGGAGGAGGAAAUCAAGAGGAAGAGGAAGAGGAAGAGGAAUUCAAGAGUACCAAUUCUUGCGUUAAGGAAAUUCUAAGGCGUGAGAGAUCUGACCUUCAACCUCGUGUGUGUGUGUGUGGCAUGUGAGAGGCACGGGGGCGCCAUGCUGCCAUCACGCCCUUCCCUGCUGCUGCUGCUGCUGCUGCCCCUGCUGCUGCUGUGCCCGGCGGGGGGCGCGGCGGACAGCCUCAGGCCUGAGACGGAGGCGGCGGCGGAGGUGGAGGCGCCCGCAGCCCACGAUGACGCGGCGACGGUGAAGGAGGCGGCGGAGGAGACGGCGACGGAGACCUCGGUGGCGGGCCGCUCCCUGGCCGCGGGGGCGAGGGUGCCGGCGCUGCCCCUGGACGCGGACUCAGCGCAGCAGUACAACUACGUGCUGGAGGGCGCGGCUGCGGGUCCUGGCGGCGACGCGGCGGGCGUGCGCAAGUGCUGCGAGCCUGGCUUCUUCUUCAGCACGCAGAGCCAGCAGUGCGAGGCGGCGGGCGGCGAGGACACGGGCUUCGAGGUGGCGGCGCGGCACCUGCGGCAGGUGGACGCGGGCGGGCAGGGCGCGCUGCGCGUGGUGCCGGGGAAGCUGUCGCCCUGCCCCGGCACGGGCGGGCCGCCCGUCAUCAGUGAGGUGUCGCUGGACUCGCACCUGCUGCUGGAGGGCGGCCACCUGCGCAGCGACGUGACGGGCUACGACCACGACCACGACCACUACUGCCUCGAGAUGGCGGCGCCGGACGCGGACCUGCUGCUGGGCGGCGGCGGCGUGCUGGUGGCGGCGCAGUGCGUGCCGUGGCCGCAGAAGGUCCUGGCGCGGAAGUGCUGCCCGCUGGACCACUACUACGACCACGCGCUGGGCCACUGCCGGCCCUCGCUGGCCAACAUGAGUGACGCCGUCACGCUGGUGCGGGAGUUCAUUCACCUCGACGACGGCGGCGGCGCGGACGUGCGCGUCACCACGGGCAAGCUGCUCUGCAACCGCGGCACGCCGCGCCUGGUGGUGGCCGACCAGGCCUUCCUGGACGCCAGCAGCAACCUGUGCGAGCGGCUGAGCGACAAGUGCCACGACACGGCCUCCUACUGCGUGGAGUACAUGUGGGCGGCGGGCGACACCACCAUGACGGCCGUGGCCUCCGUCUGCCCCGUCGAGGCCUUCCACAAGUGCUGUCCCGGCGGCCACGUGCUGACGGACGAGGGAUGCGCCCCCGGCGACGUGUCGGCGCGCAUGCGGCAGCUGCUGGAGGUGCUGGAUCCCCACUACGGCUUCCCCACGGAGAACGGCGGCGAACUGUGCGUGCAGGAGCUGAUCACGCCCGACGACGACGACGUGCAGUGGUGGAUCAGCAAGAGCGGCUACCUGUCCGUGGACACGCGCGGCGACAGCCACGACACCAUGCGCUACUGCGUGGACGACUACCUGGGGCCCGCCAACCGCUCACAGACCGUGGCCGUGCUGUGCCACGCCGAGCUGGAGGAGCUGGUGCACGUGCACCUGUCCCUGCACCCCAGCCAGGCCGGCAGCGUGGGCAAGUGCUGCCCGCACGGCCACUACUUCAGCGCCGCCUCGGGCUCCUGCCGCCCCGACGAGCUGGGCCUGGAGCUGCUGCAGCACCCGCAGGUCAUCGCCGCCAACGUGACCAAGCUGACCUUCACGUCCUUCCCGGAGUGCCAGGCGGCGGGCGGCUACCACCACUACUACGUGGGCCGCGGCGCCCUGGACGACGACCACGCGCUGCUCACGCCCGACCACUUGCUGGAGGUGGUGGCGCUGGAGUCCGGCUGCGAGUUCACGCGCCACGCCUUCCCGCGCCACGCCUACUGCCUCGAGUACACGGUGGACGGCGGCGGCGUGCGGCGGCCCGGCGUGCUGGUCUGCCCCGGCGCGUGGCGCGGCUACAACCUGCACACGGAGAAGUUCGGCCUCACCGGCAUCCUGCUCGGCGUGUCCUGCGCGGCGCUCUUCGCCACCGCCGCCUCGCUCAUCUCCACGCGCGUCAGGCGCGGCCUCGUCACCGUCAAGAAGGUGAACACGCUGGCGGGCCGCAUCUUGCUGAGCUACGUGCUGAGCUACCUGGUGGGCUUCCUGCUGCUGAUGGUCAACAUGAAGGUGGAGGUGGAGGAGGGCAACAACGAGUGCCAGGUCAUGGCCUGGCUCCUCAUCUUCUUCCUGCUGGCCGGCUUUCAGUGGAACACCUCGAUCUGCCUCGAGUCUCUGCUGCUGACGCUGCACGUGGAGACCUCAGAGAACCUUCGCUACCUGUAUCAUUCCCUGUGGGCAUGGGGGGCGCCUGCUGUCAUCGCCUCCCUCGCCCUCACCCUCGACCACUACCGCCAAUCCCUCCCCUGCAGCGUGGUCACUCCGAAGGUGGGACUCUACAGGUGUUUUUUCUCAGACCCGACGGCGACGCUGCUGUACUUCUUCCUGCCGAUGCUCCUGACGCUGGUGGCAAACAUGGUGCUGCUCCUGGUCAGCCGCUACGUGAGGGCAGAGAAGCUGAGGCGCCUUGAGGGAGGGCCGGCGCGGAACAACGAUCGAGAAGGGGGCACUGAGAUGCAAGGGAGAACAGACCCCAGCAAGCCCCCCUCGGCCCCCUCCCCCGUCCCCGCCCCCCGCGCCCCCGCCCCGAAGCGUCAAGCCCCCACCUCUGGUCUACGGGUCCAUCACACGAGGAAUACGUGGCUGGAGUCCGUCAAGCUGGUGGUCUGGUCGGGGGUCACCUGGCUGCUCGAGGUGGCCAGCUUCGUCAUCACAAAAUAUAUGGUGAACCCUUCUGAAUCCUGGUACGACUACUUAUGGUACGUCCCCUCCUCCGUGAACGCCCUUAGAGGAGUUGGAAUCUUCGUCAUCCUGGUGCUAACGCCGGAGAGGAGGAUUCAGAUAAGGCGGACGCUCUUAGGACUCGCGCGACAGUCCGGGGUGCACGCGUUCUCCAAGUCCAGGAACGGCGAGGCGAGCAGCACGUUCGGCCGGCACGGAUCCGACAUGCCGUCCUCCGGUGCUAUCUCGGAGGUACGCUUAAGGCCAGAAGGAGGAGGAGGAGGGAGUUUAGGAGGUGCGCAGAGGCGGAGAAACAUGUCAAUAGCAACCACCCUUACCCAGCUGUCGUCCAUUCGAAGCUCACGUUCAGAUUCCCGCUCAGAUGACAGUCACCACCACGCCAACGCUAGCAACGCCCCAUCCAACGCCUCCUCAUCCGCCCCCUGUCCGUCCCACCCCCACCUGGCGACGUCUGUUAGCCAGCUGGACACUCGCCGGAGCUCCGUGUCCUCGCAGUCCUCGGAUGGCGAUGGAUCGGAAUUGGACAUUGAGGCGACCGGACCCGCUGGAGGACGGCGCAGGUCAUCGCUAGCCACCUUCGGGGUCGUGGCCCUCCCCAGCGUCCACGAGGAGGAGGAUGGCCCGCCCUCGCUGGUCCCCGAUAACGUCUCCGAAGCCUAGGGACACGCACACACACAGACAGACACACAGACAUACGGACAGACAGACAGGACUUGAAAAUAACGAGAAACAGACAUACACACAGACAGACACACAGACAUACGGACAGACAGACAGGACUUGAAAAUAACGAGAAACAGACAUACAAACACACAGACAGACACACAGACAUACGGACAGACAGACAGGACUUGAAAAUAACGAGAAACAGACAUACAAACACACAGACAGACACACAGACAUACGGACAGACAGACAGGACUUGAAAAUAACGAGAAACAGACAUACAAACACACAGACAGACACACAGACAUACGGACAGACAGACAGGACUUGAAAAUAACGAGAAACAGACAUACAAACACACAGACAGACACACAGACAUACGGACAGACAGACAGGACUUGAAAAUAACGAGAAA
Molecule: messenger RNA, 4897 nt
Organism: Eriocheir sinensis (Chinese mitten crab)
Lineage: Eukaryota; Metazoa; Arthropoda; Malacostraca; Decapoda; Varunidae
Product: probable G-protein coupled receptor Mth-like 1
Exons: 8
Coding region: 1153-4476 (1107 amino acids)
Biological process (GO): cell surface receptor signaling pathway; G protein-coupled receptor signaling pathway
Cellular component (GO): membrane
Molecular function (GO): G protein-coupled receptor activity
Source: RefSeq, a predicted model, not a curated record